AUGUCCGACUCCCAGUGCUCGGACGCCUUCACUUUCCUCCCGCAAGGCGGCAUUAUCCAGGAAUUCAGAGUCGGCGGCCAGAACAUUGUGCUGGGCUUUCCAUCUGCAGAGUCAUAUAAGAGCAAGAGCAGUCCCUUCUUUGGCGAGAACAUUGGGCGAUACGCGAACCGAAUCUCGGGCGCGAAGAUCAACAGAUUGAAUGGCAGGAGCUACGAAUUGAAAGCGAACGAUGGGCCCAACCUGCUGCAUGGCGGCGCACAAGGCUGGGGGAAGCAAGACUUCGAGGGCCCGAGGCCGGUGAAUCGUGACGGCAGAGAAGCUGUGCUAUUCAAGUACCUCAGCAAGGAUGGCGAAGAAGGUUUCCCGGGUACGGUCGAGAUGCGGCUGUGGUAUACGGCGUCGGUGGAAGAGCACGACGGCAAGGAUAAGACGUGUCUCGAAAUUGAAUACGAGGUCGAGCUGGUCGGCGAUGAGGUCGAGGAGACGGCUGUCAGCUUGACGAACCACAGGUAGGUACUGACCUUGCCCCUACUCCCCUACUUUUAACUCCCCUGGUCCGCAGUCCAGAAAUACAAGCCAGGGCUAGUACGGAGUAGUCUGACCAGCUUUCUGAAACAGCUACUUCAACAUCUCAGGAGGUCCGACCAUCGAGGGAACGAGAGCCAAACUGCCGUCGAAUCUUCACCUGGUCACGGACGACCACGACAUUCCCACGGGCGAGAUUCUUCCCUUCCCUGGUAUUCCUGCAAACGAGGAGUUCACCCUGGGUCCCACCGAGCCCAACCCGGAUCACUGCUUCAUCGUCAACCCGCAUCCCGCCAGCAUCCCUCUCGACAGUCGCAAAGAACCUCUUAGGAAAUUCAUCGAGCUCUACCAUCCCAACACAAAAAUCCAUUUCGAAGCCCUGAGCACCGAACCGGCGUUUCAAUUCUAUGCGGGUCGCUUUCUCAACGUCCCCGAGAUGGACGGCAUGCCCGCGCGAGGACGCCGAGGUGGCAUGUGCGUGGAAUGCUCGCGCUAUGUGAAUGCGAUCAACAACGAAGAAUGGCGCCAGCAGGUAGUGCUCAAGAAGGGCCGAACUUGGGGUAGUCGCACGAUCUACCGGGCUUGGGUUGAGUAG
Lecanosticta acicola is the source of this 1120-nucleotide messenger RNA. NCBI's taxonomy places the organism in Eukaryota, Fungi, Ascomycota, Dothideomycetes, Mycosphaerellales, Mycosphaerellaceae. The record is from the annotation of a GenBank genome assembly.